CGAGCAAGCAGAACUAACCUCUUCUUUUUGGGUGUGUACAGCGGGCUGCACCCCCAGGGCGAUGCCACAGCUGUAACAGAAUAGACACACCUGAGUGGCGCAGAGGGCCGGACGGUGCGAGGACUCUUUGCAACGCCUGCGGCCUGCACUACGCCAAAUUGGAACGCAAGCGGCAACUCGAGGCGAGGCAAAUACGACCGAAGACCCCUCCACGACCGUGAUGGUCGAAGAAUUCGAUUACGGCGCUUUCGUCACGAGGCAAGCGACCACCGAGAGAGACAAACGCCUGACGAGUUACCGAUGGGCUCUCACGUUAAAUUGGCCAGAUUAGCCACACGAACAUUUCCAUAAAAUCCAAUGCCUGAUACCCCACGAUCCGUCGACCCAGGGCGGGGUUACACAACGAAGAAGAUGAUGUGCCCCAGCGGCGCCAGAAGAACUGUCGCCUUUACCCUCGGAACCCUUUCCUACCAUUUUCUUCCACUCUGCUUUCUUCUUUCUCUUUUCUCUGUCAUUUCAUUUCCUCUCAUCACCUGGCACAGUAAUACCCGGCAUUGGCUGUGCGGCCUCGAUCUGCCAUUGUAUAUACACGAUCUGCUUGGCAACAACGACCGACCCAACUUUUGAGCUUAUACGCUGCGCUAUAUCCGACGCGAGGAUGUGGGCAAUGACUUGACGACUCAACACCCCGCAGUUGUCGGUUACCCAAAGUCAGUCGCCAUUUACGCACUUCUAUUCUUGCCCGCGGGGUGUUUCUCCGGGUCGAACGAGUCGACGAUUCGCUUUUUACCUUUUACGGCCUUGGGUGGAUGGAACGAUACAGGCCAACAUUUUUCUCUCAGUUGUACAGUUAAUUCCUGUGGAGUACGAGGGUUUCUCCUGUUAGUGUAUCUAGAGACGGGGCUUUCAUCAAGGCAGGGAAAAUGGUGAUACCCUGAUUCUGCAAACUACUGGUCUGGCUUUG
Sodiomyces alkalinus F11 is the source of this 964-nucleotide messenger RNA. RefSeq lists its product as hypothetical. The transcript has a single exon. Bases 358 to 627 code for a protein of 89 amino acids. NCBI's taxonomy places the organism in Eukaryota, Fungi, Ascomycota, Sordariomycetes, Glomerellales, Plectosphaerellaceae. The record is from RefSeq and is a predicted model, not a curated record.